This is a messenger RNA of Daphnia pulicaria, 1004 nucleotides long. RefSeq lists its product as uncharacterized. The coding region runs from base 265 to 864 and encodes 199 amino acids. Gene Ontology annotation, molecular function: peptidase inhibitor activity. Gene Ontology annotation, biological process: regulation of cell growth. Gene Ontology annotation, cellular component: extracellular region. The record is from RefSeq and is a predicted model, not a curated record. NCBI's taxonomy places the organism in Eukaryota, Metazoa, Arthropoda, Branchiopoda, Diplostraca, Daphniidae. The transcript has 6 exons.
GGUUUUCGUCAGUUUAGCACGCGGCAUCAUAUCGCACGUUCCCCCCCUCCUUUCAAGCGAAUAAGUCAUUCUGACUUUUCUCUCUCUCUUUUUUUAUUUUUAAAUUUCGGGAGAGAGGUGCUAAUUAAUAAUCACUCCACACACACACAUUCAUCAACGCUACAAUCAACUAAUCAACUAUUAGGAGAAAUCGAGUUUUAAAAGAAACAUUCGCCCGCAUCUUUUAAUUUCUAGAGAGAAAAAAACCAACAAAACAACCGCGACAUGAUUCGAUUAUCAUCGUCCGUCACGGUGUUUCUCAUCAUCACGAUCCCGCACCUCGUCCUGGCCAGCCCGCUAGACACAUCAGUCGAUAAUAGUCAUCACCUCAUGUGGCAGAGCGUCGAGGACGACCUAUCGGCCGAAAUGGAGGAUUACGUCAACGACAACCCUGUCAUCGAAGUGGACGACAGCGGAGUGCCCGUCUGCCCUCCAGUGGUAAACCAUCCGCAGGCUUGUUACGCCAAGAUUUGCCGUUCGGAUAUCGACUGUCUCGGUGGCAAAACCGAGCGCGUCUGCUGUUACAACGGUUGCAUCCGAACGUGCAUGAUCAAAGUGAAACCGCCGCCCUUCUUUGAUUACGAGGACACCCACAGCGAUUCUCAUCACCAAUCAGAUGUCGGGAUCGGUCAAAAUAUCCGAGCCGGAUCGGCGGAAGUGGCCGAAUUCCAGCGACCGGCGAUUGUGUUGACUCUACCGGGCGGAUGCCACCUCACCCAGGAGCAGUACGACACUUAUCAGAAAUUCCAAGUCUCUCCCAACGUUCGACAAUGUUACUGCCUGGCGGGGGACGUCUUUUGCCAAAUCAAUCCGAAGGCACCUUGAUCGAUGAGCGGAGCAACAUUUCCUUCGUUUUUAUUUUUUAUUGUUAUUAUGAUUCCCCCCACUCCCUUUUAAUUCAUGCCAUACUUACACAUAUCCGUCAUAUUCAUAAACGACACACAAACUCGCAUAAACAGUAAAAA